AUGAUGUGGGGGGCUAUUAGUAUGUAUGGAGUGCCACCGCUAAUAUUUAUGGAUGGCCGUCAGGAUUUUACUAAGUACUGCGAGGUGCUGAGGGAUGGACUACUACCGCUUGCUGCUGAAGUGUUUGGGGAGGGGCAGAAUUGGAGCUUUCAACAAGAUAAUGCUCCAAUUCAUACCUCUCAUUUGACCAAACAGUGCCUCGCCGAACGCUCUAUUACUACGCUUCCGUGGCCGGCUAAGUCUCCCGACAUCAACAUUAUAGAAAACGUCUGGGGUGUCAUGGCUAGGACCGUCUACGCGCGCGGUAAGCAAUUCGAUAACAUUGAGGACUUGAAGGUAGCCAUCGAAGAGGCUUGGGCUACAGUAGGGUCCGACCCUUUACUCAGGCUUCACAAGAGUCUCCCACGUCGCAUGAAUGCAGUGAUGGAUGCUCGCGGCGAUGCUACGAAGUAUUAA
This is a messenger RNA of Chondrus crispus (carragheen), 456 nucleotides long. RefSeq lists its product as hypothetical. The transcript has a single exon. The coding region runs from base 1 to 456 and encodes 151 amino acids. The record is from RefSeq and is a predicted model, not a curated record. Gene Ontology annotation, molecular function: nucleic acid binding. Lineage: Eukaryota; Rhodophyta; Florideophyceae; Gigartinales; Gigartinaceae.